Molecule: messenger RNA, 2517 nt
Organism: Eublepharis macularius
Lineage: Eukaryota; Metazoa; Chordata; Lepidosauria; Squamata; Eublepharidae
Product: tubulin beta-1 chain
Exons: 4
Coding region: 66-1403 (445 amino acids)
Biological process (GO): mitotic cell cycle; microtubule cytoskeleton organization; neuron migration
Cellular component (GO): microtubule; cytoplasm
Molecular function (GO): structural constituent of cytoskeleton; GTP binding; GTPase activity
Source: RefSeq, a predicted model, not a curated record
UAGCAGCUGGCAUUGGGGCUGCGUGCUGUCAGAGGGCUGAGUAAAUUUUCGGUGGAGUUGCAGCCAUGCGUGAGAUCGUGCACAUCCAAGCCGGCCAGUGCGGGAACCAGAUCGGAGCUAAGUUCUGGGAGGUCAUCAGCGACGAGCACGGCAUCGACCCCACCGGCAGCUACCACGGCGACAGCGAUCUGCAGCUGGAGAGGAUCAACGUCUACUACAACGAGGCUGCUGGUAACAAGUAUGUGCCCCGUGCAAUCCUGGUUGAUUUGGAACCCGGCACAAUGGACUCUGUCAGGUCUGGACCUUUUGGCCAAAUCUUUAGACCUGACAACUUUGUCUUUGGCCAGAGUGGUGCUGGGAACAACUGGGCCAAAGGCCACUAUACAGAGGGAGCUGAGCUAGUGGACUCUGUGUUGGACGUGGUAAGGAAGGAGUCGGAGAGCUGCGACUGCUUGCAGGGCUUCCAGCUGACCCACUCUCUGGGUGGCGGCACUGGGUCUGGCAUGGGAACACUCCUCAUCAGCAAGAUUAGGGAGGAGUAUCCAGAUCGAAUCAUGAACACGUUCAGUGUGAUGCCAUCUCCCAAGGUUUCAGACACAGUCGUUGAACCAUACAAUGCCACCCUAUCUGUCCAUCAGCUGGUGGAGAAUACAGAUGAAACAUACAGUAUUGACAAUGAGGCUUUGUACGACAUUUGCUUCCGCACACUGAAACUGACAACUCCUACCUAUGGGGAUCUCAACCAUCUGGUCUCUGCCACCAUGAGCGGGGUGACCACCUGCCUCCGGUUUCCUGGCCAACUGAAUGCUGACCUUCGCAAACUGGCAGUCAACAUGGUGCCUUUCCCUCGCCUGCACUUCUUCAUGCCGGGGUUUGCUCCCCUCACUAGCCGUGGCAGCCAGCAAUACCGUGCCCUGACGGUGCCGGAGCUGACGCAGCAGAUGUUUGAUUCUAAAAACAUGAUGGCCGCCUGCGACCCGCGCCAUGGCCGCUAUCUUACGGUGGCUGCCAUUUUCCGGGGAAGAAUGUCCAUGAAGGAAGUGGACGAACAGAUGCUCAAUGUCCAGAACAAAAACAGCAGCUACUUUGUGGAAUGGAUCCCCAACAACGUGAAGACGGCCGUGUGUGACAUUCCACCCCGAGGCCUCAAAAUGUCUGCCACAUUCAUCGGCAACAGCACAGCCAUCCAGGAGUUGUUCAAGAGAAUCUCUGAGCAGUUCACAGCCAUGUUCCGGCGCAAGGCCUUCUUGCACUGGUACACCGGCGAGGGCAUGGAUGAAAUGGAGUUCACGGAAGCUGAGAGCAAUAUGAAUGACCUGGUCUCUGAAUACCAGCAAUAUCAAGAUGCUACUGCUGACGAGCAAGGUGAAUUUGAAGAGGAAGGAGAGGAGGAUGAGGCUUAGGGUUGAGUAGGUUCAGUGCAAGUGUCUAGGAGGGAUCUGAUCAGUUACACAGAUGCAUGCUUCAGUUUUUAAUUGGUGCUUUUUUUACUGUUGCUCAGUCAGCAGUUUUGUGACCUCUGAUCUAUGUUGUAAUUAAAUCUUUGUAAAUAUUGGCAAAGUGGUUUAAGAUGGAUCCCAUACAAGUAAAAUAAGUUCUUCAAAUAAAACAAAGCUGUCUUUUAACCAAGAUAGUGGGGUUGUAACCUGCAUGUUUAUGGAGUUAAAAUACUCCACCAGCUGCUGAAACUAUUUAUAGAGAAGAUGGUCUAUCUUGGUCCUAAUCCAAAGGCAAACCCAGAAUUAUUUAUUUGAUCCUUGAUAGGUUUUCCAGACAACUCCUUCUACCAUAAAUAAUUUUUGCAAGUAUGAGGAAAGGAUAAUGGUUCUCUACAGAAGAUCUGUAUUACAUUUAUUUUGGUGAUUUGGCCUUCCAUUCCUUUGUGUUCCCACAAUGCACAGUGUAGAAGUGUUUAUCUUUGCAAUCUAAGUUAUGUGUUAGGUGUUCAUUUUAAUUGCAAAUACUAAAAUGAAAGGCAAUUGCUUUGGAUUCCUCAGAUGAUGCAAGUACCACAACUUCACUUGCAUCAUGAAAAGAUGUUUUUCCCCCCUACAGCUUCUGCGGGGAGCACAUCUUCAGAGGGGAUCUUAUAAAGCAAAUCCAGCUCUUCAGCUGAUAAAAAGUAGCUGCUCCCCAGCUGUGAUGCGUGUUCUAUUUUCCAUCCAUUAGUGGUUAUAUUUCUUGAUUUUCUGAUUUCAAAUAACAGUGUGGUCUGUGUUCAAAAAUCAUGUCUGAAUUCUCUUUCUAAGGGUGGUGGUCCUAAUGAAAAGUAGACCUAGCUUUGUGAAAAGAAGGGAAGAUGGAAAGUGGCUGAAGACCUGAAGGGGGCAUACUGAUAGAGCAGGCAGGAUUCAGGUGGCCGUGAUGACGCAUGCUUUCUAUGGCUGUGUUUAUGUUGGCAUUUUUUGUGCCCUGUGCAAGUUCACCAAGAUCUCUGUAACGAUCAUAUUCCAAUUCAUUCAAAUGAAUUUUGUGUGAUGUUAAUGUUGAAGACUCUAUAAAGGCAUGUGUUCUGAA